UUUCAAGAAGUUCAAGUAAGCCCAGCCUAAAGCUUUACCUCUAUAGAUGUGCUCAAAGCAACUUCUGAAGCAUGUCUGCUUUAUUCCGCCUGCUAUAUGUCAUAGCUGUUUGCCAUAUUGGUGAAUCUCACUUAUGUAAUCAAGUCAUCCAGUUGAAUGGAUCCCUUGGAAAACCUUUAGUUCUAUAUCAAUUACGUAUGAUGCCAGAAUAUGAAACUCUCUACCUAACAACCACAAAUACGACCGCAAAAAUUCCAUUCCUGGUAUAUCAUCUGAUUAAAAAUCUAACUAUUUAUCCAGAAGCCAACGAUUCUGGUGGUCGAUACCAGUUCAAGCGAGACAGCUCAUCCGUCAUCAUCCCCAAGUUACAGAAGGAUGAUGAAAAAAAAUACGAGCUCUCGGUACAAAGAAAAGAUUUCGUCUGGUUCGUGUGUGAAAUUGAGCUCAAGGUCUAUGAACAGAUCUCGAAUUUGACAGUCAGUGUAACAGAGGAUUCUCGGAACGACACCUGUAAUGUCACCAUGAAGUGCCUGAUGAAGACCGGAGAUGACGUGACUUUCAGCUGGAUGAAAGAUAAUAAGACGCUGAGCCAUAAUGGCAGCACGUUAGAGAUCAGCAUCACGACUGACAACGCUAACAGCAUAUUCCGGUGCACCGCCACAAAUCCCGUGAGUGAGGGAUGGAGCGAGCAUACCCUGUCCUCUGCAUGUAACCCGAAUAACGAUAAUGGUUUUCCUGACAUCUUGUUCUACAUUUUGGUGUCUUCUUCACUCAUCCUUGUUGCCAUCAUUGUGAUAGUAAUUGUGAUGAUCAAAAAAAAAAGCAAAAGAGAUAUAUACUUAAUGCGAUGUGUAAAGCCUCCAAGUAUGCCAGAAAGUAGACCCCCAGUGCCUGAACCAGCAUCCGAGCAGAGGCCUGAAGGCAUCCAGACAGUGUAUGCCAUUGUCCAGAAACCCAAGAAUCAAAGUAUAAGCUCAGAUGCAUCGAAAAGCCUUCCUUUUUCAUCGGUGUACGAGCUGGCUGGUCCUUACCGAAAUAACAUCCAAGUACAGAACUUAACUGAUGAGAUCAGGGUGUAGAAAGUACCCAUGAGAGGACUGUGCAAGAGCCUUGUGUCGCUAGAAGCCACGGAUGUACGGACUCAUAGGACAAACGUGGAAACCAGGUCUUCUCCUGCCAGAGUUCACCCUUAAGGACUGAUUUGUGAAUACCCCACUCCUUUUCACUCUUUUACCAUUUUGUGGCAAAUUCUAGAAUCCUAUUCUGUUACAGGUACUGUCAUUUAUGGUGAAAGCAAAAAAAUGUAGAUUUCAUUGUAAAGAUAGAUAAAGUGGAGCUCCCCUUUAAAUCGAAAGAAAAUGGACAUAUGUUCUGACAAAUCUGAUGGAGGAUUUUUUGCAUCCUUUCAUUUAUCGUACGAUUGCCGGACAUUGGAUACUGUUUGUAAUCAGGGGAGGGUUCCCCUUUAGGCGUACGUUUAAACAUGGCAGAUUUGUUGCAAAGGUUUCAAGAAUGCAAAGUCCGCACCAUGCAUCUGAAUGGGGUUGUUUCUGCAGCAUCUGGACACAACAGACAGAAUUGUCAUGCUCAAGUUUGUUUAAAGGGAACCCUCCACCUUCGAAAUACUUCGCAGUCUAUGGACGCCAUGUCGUAGAGCAGGAGGAGCUGAGCAGAUUGAUGUAUUGCUUUAUGGGGUACGAUUCAGUAAAACUUUUAUUUUAUGCAUUUCAAUCUCUCCCCUAUCUGGGCUUAGUUGUACGGUGGGCGGUCCUACUCAGUGAUUGACAAGUAUCUGUGCAGUCAGGACCGCCCACUGGACUCCUAAGCUCUGAAGAAGAGGGAUUUAAAUGAAUAAAUGAGAAGUUCUACUGACUCCUUUCCCGCAAAACUACAUAUCCAUCUGCUCAGCUCCCCCUGCUCUACAAGAUGGUGUGGGCUGAUCAGACACCGGGUACUACCCUUUAAGUUACAUAUGGAGAUCUCUAACUUUCCUUUCUGGACUCGUGGGAUAAGGUAAGUGCCCUCAGAUACCCACACACCUUGAACAGCUGCAUCUCCCCCGUACACAUACACGAUCGGCUCAGCUCAUGUGAUUAUUUACUACGGUUUGUGGCACAUAUUUGCAUAUUAGAAAAAAAAAAUCCCGUCUGCAAAUCUUCCCUUGUUUUUCACGCCUACUUUAAUGGCUUACGGGGACUUUUCUUUUGUUGUUUUUUUAUGAGGUAUUUUGAACUAGAAUGAGUGUUCCUGCGCGGGCACAGAUGUUCGCAGACCUUCCUGUGUGCUUCAUGCUAGUAUUAGAACAUGUGACAUCUUCCCUUGAACUUUUUUAAAUUUUUUAUUUUUUUGCAUUUAGAGAUUACAUCAGAUGGCUGUGAUGAAUUUCUAGAGAAACCUUCUGAGCCAUUCACAUGGUGGCCACGGUUCUGGGUUUUGCAGUAGAACGAUCUGUGUGAAUAGGAUAUUAAAUUUUUUUAUUUUUUUUAGUCUUUAUUUUAGUGUCACAACUUUUCACUACCACUAGGUGGCGACAGAGCACCUCGAUUAUAGUUACAGUAAACUCUUGGGGACAAUUUUUUUAAACUAUUAUAAACUUUUUACAUGCAGAGCCCCAGGCAGUCUGUAACGUGGGGCAUCUUCCCCCAGGACCUGCCCUCGCCAUAGUAAUAAGCCAAGGGAACUACAUACUUUUAGCUAGCCACAGUGCUAUUGGUAGCUCAGGAGCUGUGCCUGCGCCUUUCCUUGCGGGUGCCAGCUGUAUUACAGGAUGGGAGGGGUGUUCAACCCCUUAGAUACC
Bufo bufo (common toad) is the source of this 2797-nucleotide messenger RNA. RefSeq names its product SLAM family member 7 (gene SLAMF7). The coding region runs from base 72 to 1079 and encodes 335 amino acids. The record is from RefSeq and is a predicted model, not a curated record. NCBI's taxonomy places the organism in Eukaryota, Metazoa, Chordata, Amphibia, Anura, Bufonidae. The transcript has 7 exons.